CCUUCGCGUCGCGGUGAUCGUGCGGGUCACCCGGGGCGUCGGCGCGGUUCAAGGACGACGUUCGCAGCCCCGAACCACACCACAUCAUCAUCGCACACACAUAAUCGGCCUCAGAUAAGAUAGCGCCACCGAAAAAUCCGAUCGCCGGCGUCAUUGCCUCGCCGUGUAUUCAACUCCGCACAGUUUUCUACUCGAGUUCCAUACAAUUUCUAGUCAGUUCCUUCGAGCCUCGCGUUCGCUCCACGUCCGCCGUCUCGUCGUAGUGUUAUAAGAUGCGCCCGAAAUGCCGCGCAAGAACAGGUUCUUGCACGUGCUGCUCGGUAUCUUACUCGGUACGUUCGUUUCCGUCGUCUUCGUGGCUCGCCAUCGCGGCUCCUCCAUGUGUUUACCGCCGGCGAAAACGGUCCGAAGAAAACAUUUGGAUCCCUUGGAACUAAUCGGUGUUAAUAAUAAUUCGUUAGAGGACAAACAUCUUUUAUUCGUCGGUGUGAUGACCGCCGCUGGUUACUUGGAUAACCGUGCGGAAACGGUUUAUAAUACCUGGGGGAAAGAAGUACCGGGAAAAAUCGCGUUUUUUAGUUCCGAGGGUUCUUAUAGCAACUCGAUCCCUUUGGUCGCUUUAAAAGGGGUCGACGACAGUUACCCACCCCAGAAAAAGUCCUUCACCAUGUUAAAGUACAUGCACGACCACUACAUAGACAGGUUCGAGUGGUUUAUGAGAGCAGACGAUGACGUCUAUGUAAGAACGGAUCGUUUGGAAGUACUUUUAAGAAGUGUCGACAGCAGGAAACCUUGGUUUAUAGGGCAAACAGGUCGCGGAAACACCGAAGAAUUUGGAUUACUAGCUUUGGAAAGUGACGAAAACUUUUGUAUGGGCGGACCGGGGGUAAUUUUAAGUCGAGAAACUCUAAAAAGAAUCGCUCCUUACUUGGAGGAUUGCCUAAGAAAUCUUUACACGACCCACGAAGACGUUGAAUUAGGGAGGUGUGUGAAGAAACAUGCAGGGAUUAGCUGUACGUGGUCGUAUGAGGCGAGUGAUUAUAAACAGAUGCAAGUAAUUCUUUACCACAACCAAAGCGGUUCAACAGCUUUUACAGGCGAUUUGAAGCAAAAAGAAGUCCACAAAGCCAUAACAUUACAUCCGGUGAAGCAACCGCAAUACAUGCAACGUUUGCAUAAGUAUGUUAAGGGCUUGAAAAUACAAUCGCUGAGUCAAGAAAGCGUGGAUCUUCAUCGCGAUAUCGCUUCUUCAAUGGCACAAUUGAACGUUCCAAUUUCAGAGAUAUCGAACGCGGAUUUAGCCAAAAACAUGAAAUUAUUCGACGAAGAAGCGGGAUCUGACGAUUAUUUAGGCGAUCCAACAAUUUUAGGUAUUCCUCCGAGUUACUCAAGAUUUAAACCAAAAGAACUCCGAGAUGUCCUUGAUUGGGAAUUUAUCAAUAGAACGGUGUUUUCAGCCAAAGAUUUAAAUCCUAAAAGAAGAAUACCUUCUUCUAUGAGAGAAGGAAUCGAUGAUAUCCUUAGAGAGGCAAUGGAUAUUAUUAACCAAUACUCAAAGCAACGAGGAAGAAUCAUCGAUUACAAAGACAUUUACUACGGUUAUUGGAGAUUAGAUCCAAAAUAUGGCGUUGAUGUGAUUUUGGAUCUUUUACUUGUUUAUAGAAAAUACAGAGGACACAAAAUGACGGUUACAGUUCGAAGACACGCAUAUAUCCAACAAACAUUUACAGGUAUAGAAGUUCGCGAAAUCGACAUAAAUCAACCCUACACUGAAGAAACCAACGAAAAUAACCUUCCAUUUCACGAAAAACUCAUCAAACAAAUUUCAAGAAUAAGUUCAAAUCUUCAAUUAACAGAUAUAUUCGAUUCGUCGUCUUCAAAUGCAUCGAAGAAAAAACGUAUUAAUUUUAUUCUUCCGUUGAGUGGUCGAUUUAAAACUUUUAAGCGUUUCAUGGACGUUUACGAAGAAGUUUGCAUCAAAGAGAACGAUCCAACGACGUUAAUCAUCGUGCUGUAUAAAGAAAAUCUUUACGAUUACGAGGAAAGUUUAGGUUUAAUCGAAAACGUUCAAAUGAAGUACAAAAACUAUGAUAUCAAAACGGUUUUGGUGAACGAAACUUUCGCGCGCGGUCGAGCGUUGCAGUUCGGAGUUGAAACAACGAAUCAAGAUGAUUUAUUAUUUUUUAUCGAUGUUGAUAUUGUGUUUAAUGCGAAAAGUUUGAUGAGAAUUCGACAAAAUACUAUUCAACAUUUUUCGGUGUAUUAUCCAAUUGUUUAUAGCAUGUAUGAUCCUGAAUUUUUUGGUAAAAAAUAUGAUAUCGAUGAUUAUAAGUUGUUUGAAAAUGAGUCGUUGUUGAAUGAAGAUAAUGGUUUUUGGAGACAAUUUGGGUUUGGGAUUGUUAGUUUGUAUAAAAGUGAUUUUAUUAAAUUGGGGGGUUUUAAUACAACAAUCGUUGGUUGGGGAAUGGAAGAUGUUAAUUUUUAUGAUAGCACAAUUAUGUCGCGUUUAAAAGUGGUGCGAAGUGCUGAUCCAGGAUUAAUUCACGUUUACCAUCCAGUGCAGUGUGAUAAUGACAAUAAUUUAGAUAAUAAUCAAAGGGCUAUGUGUCUAGGUACAAAAGCGAGCACAUUUGGCUCGUUAAACGACCUUCAGAUAUACUUUUUAAAGAAUAAACAUUUGUUUAGCUAGUGUUGAAACUAAUUAAAAAAAAACUUCUAUAUAAUAAAAGUACCAAUCAAUUUUUGCUGUGAUUUUGUGCUACAUAUUUAUGAACAAAUUUUAAGUUAAAGGGAAAUUUAUUUAAAGAAAUGGUUUUAUCAACAAGUGCCUUAAUAAAUUAAAAAGUAAUUAAAGUAGUUGCCAUUUUCGUUCCUACAUCGAUGAUGAUUUAAAAUGAAAGUGAAAUGUAAUUUGUAAUUUUUAUUUUUAGUGUUUUCGUUUGAAAUUAUUUGCAUUUCAGAAUGCUCACUAGCUCUGUAUUUUUGUCUGUAUGUAUCGUGUAAAUAAAUUAAUUUAUACAUUUAAAA
This is a messenger RNA of Onthophagus taurus, 3027 nucleotides long. RefSeq names its product Chondroitin sulfate synthase (gene Chsy). Gene Ontology annotation, molecular function: glucuronosyl-N-acetylgalactosaminyl-proteoglycan 4-beta-N-acetylgalactosaminyltransferase activity. Lineage: Eukaryota; Metazoa; Arthropoda; Insecta; Coleoptera; Scarabaeidae. Gene Ontology annotation, cellular component: Golgi cisterna membrane. The record is from RefSeq and is a predicted model, not a curated record.